Molecule: messenger RNA, 916 nt
Organism: Larimichthys crocea (large yellow croaker)
Lineage: Eukaryota; Metazoa; Chordata; Actinopteri; Sciaenidae
Exons: 9
Coding region: 95-916 (273 amino acids)
Biological process (GO): homologous chromosome pairing at meiosis; spermatogenesis; meiotic DNA double-strand break processing involved in reciprocal meiotic recombination
Cellular component (GO): central element
Source: RefSeq, a predicted model, not a curated record
AGCAGCACUGCGCGCGCUUGACGGUUGGUCCAGUUAAAUCAGUUAAUGUCAGUUAAUGUCAGUUAAUGUCAGUUAGAGUGGUGAAGAAAAAAAAAUGAACGACGAGUACUCAUUUAAUAACAUCGACAGCCUGCUCUUUCGGUUUGGUCUUCGAAUCCAGGAGCUUUCCCAGAAAAAGAAUGAUAUCAACCAACAAAAUGAAGUCCUCAGAGCUGACAUCGCUGAGAGGAAAUCUUGCAUUGAAGCACACCAGAGGGACAUCAAGAAACUGGAGGAAGACAUCAGGGUGAAGAAGAGCACCGUGAUACAGAAUAAAGAAAAUGCUAAAAGCAUGAAGGCGACUAACGGCCUGCUUCUUCAGUAUGAGCAGAGACUGAAAGAAGAGCUGGAGAGCGGAAAAGCCAGCUACAUGCGUGACAUGAAAGUCUACGAGGAGAGAGCCGCGAGCUACAGGAAGAUCUUCCAGUCGCAUAAAGAACAUUAUUGCAAAGACCCUCUUGCUCAAAAGCUCCUCAUGCUGCAGGCUGACAAGGAGGAAAUUGAGUCUAGGAUCAAGGCUUGUGAUGAUCAAAUAACAAUGAAACAGAAGGAGCUGGAUCAUCUCACUGAUCCUGCCGAGGAGGAACUACCGGACAGUGUUUCUGGCCAGCAGGCCAUAAAAGAACCAGAGAAACAAUUAGAUCCUCACACAGAGGAGGACAGUGAUUCUUCCAUUGACAUCUCUUCUCUUCAUCUCAACCAGACAGAGAUCUCGGAGAAUGGUCGUGAAACCUCCGUAGAUGCAAAUGCUGAAAAAAUACACGAGGAAAACAAAGACCGGGAUGCUUCCAUCUGCAGCCCUUUCCCAGGAGAAACAAAAAACAAGCUAUGGUCAUCUCAGCUGGAUGGUAAUCCAAACAAAGAUGUCAAGAUGUGA